AUGGGCUGGCAAAAGACCUUUACGUUGUCCAAACGGAGCAAGGGCUGUCAUCUAGUGACCAACGAGAUCAUGCAGCACAUCGAGCCUGGCUUGCGUGAUGUUCAGGUUGGCAUGCUCUUUCUCUUCAUACAGCAUACAUCGGCCGCUCUCACAAUCAACGAGAACUUUGAUAGCGAUGUCCGUAGCGACAUGGAUAUGGCCCUUGACAACAUAGUCCCCGAAUCACUUAAUUGGGUGCACACCGACGAGGGACCGGACGACUCCGUUUCACACACCAAAACGUCCCUCAUCGGCCCGACUAUUUCUAUGCCCAUAACGAACGGUAAACUGAACCUCGGCACCUGGCAGGGUAUUUACCUUACCGAGUUCCGACACCUGCCACAUAGCCGACGGAUUGUGGCCACGGUCCUGUCUUGA
Messenger RNA from Peniophora sp. CBMAI 1063, 417 nucleotides. NCBI's taxonomy places the organism in Eukaryota, Fungi, Basidiomycota, Agaricomycetes, Russulales, Peniophoraceae. The record is from the annotation of a GenBank genome assembly.